This is a messenger RNA of Spinacia oleracea (spinach), 2461 nucleotides long. RefSeq lists its product as uncharacterized. Lineage: Eukaryota; Viridiplantae; Streptophyta; Magnoliopsida; Caryophyllales; Amaranthaceae. The transcript has 2 exons. Bases 1588 to 2226 code for a protein of 212 amino acids. The record is from RefSeq and is a predicted model, not a curated record.
UGACCGUUCUAUCCGGAUGAGUAGGCCCACAUAUGGCCCACGUGGCUGCAAAUGAACCGAGCCGAUCUGAGUUUUACCUUGUUCGAGCUAAGCUUGAUAAGGAUUUUCAUUGUUCGAUCUUAACCGAGCUUUGUAAUUUGUUGGUUGAGCUUUGUUCACUAAGAAUUAGGAUGUCUCAAGCUUGGCUCGAGCCUGCUCGUUCAGCUCGAGCUUGAACCCUGGUGUGGGCCUCGUGCCUGGCCGGUCUGUGUCUAGAAUGGGCUAAGGGAAAGUCGUGAUGUGUCGCUCUCUUGUCUCUUCCGUAAAUGAGACCCACGCACGUGAUGUGCUGGGGUGGAUCAAGCGAUGCUAGCGGGCUCCGUUACUAAUUUAAUUAUCGUUUUUUGUUGAUUGCAUAAAAAAAAUAAGCGCGUGCUGAUGUUGAGUUUUUAAAAUAGUGUACACCAUGGCCCAUCGCCGUGCCUCUCAUGUCGUGUCGGAUUUACUACGGGAUCGGAUCGGGUCGGGGUCGGUAGUCCACCUACUGGCCCAUGCCCAUCUCAACUUAUAUUACAAUAUUCAAUAGAGGAUAUAAUUAUAUAAUAUAGUUGUCCUUCAUUAAGAACAUCGUGGUUAAAUGUUAUGGGUGGUAGAACAAGCAUGACUUCCUUGACCAAAAUUUCUCCCCUCUCCUUCAUCCUCAUCCUCCUCCACUCCCACCACCACCCCGCCACCGCGACCGCCACCACCACCAUCUACGAAAUCCUCCCUAUAUUCGGCCUCCCGGGCGGUCUCUUCCCCGACUCAGUCAAGAACUACACAUUCUCCAUAGAAGACGGCACCUUCGCAGUCGAACUCGAAAAACAGCAGCCUUGUUACGUGCAGUUGGAAGAUUACAUGGUCUGCUACGAUGAGCUUAUAUCAGGCACCUUAAAGAUAGGAUCAAUCACUAAUUUGGAAGGUGUUAGGGUGAAAUGGCUAAUGAUUUGGCUUAAAGUUGAUGAGAUUAAGGUUGAUUUGCCUCCUAAUGACAACAUUUACUUGCAAUUUGGUUUAGUUAACAAGAAACUUGAUGUUAAUCAGUUUAGAACCAUUCAUUCUUGUACUUACCAGGAUAAGUUGAUGUUCAAGAGGCAAGGCCGUACAACUUCAUCAAGCUCGAGUUGAUGAAUGAUAAUGGCAAUUUAUGCUAUCGAAUGAAGACGUUGUAAACUACUUCUUGAAGAGUGACUUUUGAUAAAGAAAAAGAGAAGUGUACAUUUUAAAUACUCUCUUGCUUCUCUAGAGACUCUGCAAUAGUGGUUUAAAAUUAUACAAAUUUGUCAAUAAUUUGUUAAUUAUGUAUUGUUAUUAUAAAAUUAAUUGGAUAAAAUGUUAAAAAAAAUAGAAAUCGAAUUCAAUUAAAUUCAAUUUUGGUAGACACAAAUAGUCUCUAAAUGAAUAAUAUUGUAGCAUGAUUUUAUUUCAGUCACAAAAAACCAUUCUGAUACAUUAAAUAACUAACUUAAUCGACAUCCACUAAUAAUUCAUACUGGGCAAGUGAAUAGUUUGAAGUGAUUGACACGUAAUUAGUUUCAUAAACCUAAACAAAACGUAAAGACAAACCCUAUGUGUCCUGAAAAAGUCAACAAACACUUGUUGCAUCAUCAUCAAUUCAUGGCUCUUUCAUGGAGUUUUCAACCUUCAACCUCUUUCAUCAUCAUCAUCAUCCUUUCUCUCUCCUCCCUCUGUAUCUCAAAUCCUGACCAUCCAUCAAACCCAAUCAACGGUUCCCAUACUUCCCAAGACAUCCAUGACAUCCUCCCAGAAUUCAACCUCCCAAAAGGUAUAAUCCCAAAUGCAGUAAAAUCAUAUACUCUAUCUUCCAAAGAUGGAAGCUUUACUGUAAAAAUGGAACACCCCUGUUAUGUCAAUUUCCUUGAUGAUCAACUUGUUUACUAUGAUAAGGUUAUUAAAGGGAAGUUGAGUUUUGGGAAAGUUUCCCAUGUUUCAGGAAUUCAAGCUAAGAAGCUUUUUGUUUGGAUUCCGGUUUCGGGUAUGGAAAUGGAUACAGAUUCGGGUAUGGUUGAGUUCUAUGUUGGGGUUUUCAGUCAGAAACUUCCUGCUAAACAGUUUGAGAUUAUUCCCACUUGUAUGAACAAGGCAAAGGCAGCUUGUUCUUCAUCAUUUGACUCUGUUCUUAAUUUAAGAUUAAGAUUCAGAUCAAGAUCAAAAUCAUUCUUGGUCAACUACUACAACCCCCUCUAAUCCCGCAAAUUAGAAGCUACACCCGGUGUCUGAUCUUUCUUUUUCCUGCUUGAGCAAUGUAUACUGUGUUUAAAUAUUUUUACUUUGUUUCAAUGUAAGUUUCGAUGUAUGUUCUGCCAAUUAGAAGCUACACUCGGUUGCAUGUAUGUUUUAAUGUAUAUUUCCCGUCAAAGGAAAAUGUAUGUUUCAUUGUUUUCCAUUUAUGCAAAUGUAUAUACCUGUUUUAGAAGAAAAA